GCUGCUGCUGCUGCUGCUGCUGACGCGACUGCCACAACUGCCAACACGCUGGCGUUGUCGCGGCCUGUGAUGAUCCAGAGGUCCGUCUCCCAGCCAACCGAACGCGAGAAGAACAGCAUGGCCACUUCGACCCGCAAGGUGACGUUGUUCGAGCGGUGCACCACCACGACCAUGGAGAGCUUGCAGAGCAGCUCAAGCAACGAGGACAGCGUUGACGACCACCGCCCUGCGAAAGCAGCGGGCGCCUGCCCUGGCAACAACAGGAGUGGCGGUGCGCGAAAAGAAGACAAUGGAGACAGGGAAGCGACAUGCGGCAGCGACAGCUCUUCUUGCAGCGGCUCGUCGUCGUCAGGAGAUUCUAGUGACGACCGGAGCGUGUGCGGACCUCUUCGACAAACGAGCGGUGACAGCAACGACGAGGACGAGGCGAUGAUGUUGGCUCUGGCCAAGAGCCUCGGGGAUGAGUCGAAGGAGAAGAUCAAGUCGAAGAAGAGCAAGUCGAAGAGCAAGUUUGCGAGCAAGUCCGACAAGCUCGACCUCGCGGGUCUCCUGAACGUUCUCGAUGGGGUAGUCGACACCCCCGGAAGGAUCGUCAUCAUGACCACCAACCACCCGGAAACUCUGGAUGCCGCUCUCAUCCGGCCCGGCCGCAUCGACAAGAAGAUCUACCUCGGCUACAUGAAGUACCCGGCCGCGCUGGAAAUGACUCUCCACUACUUCCAGGUGGACAAGUUGGAGCCCGAGCAGGACAGGCGUCUCCGCGAGAUCUUCAAGGACUACCCGGAGCCGGCGAAAACGCGGGGGAGUUCCCGUUGUGGCGGCGGCAGCGGCAGAGUUGCCGGCGGCGGGGACGGGGGGCGGUUCACUCCCGCCAUGGUGGAGCAGGAGGCGAGCGAGCACGAGAGCAUCGAUGGCUUCAUCGCGGCUCUCGAGGCUCGCGUGUCGACGAAGCGUCGCUUCUGAUCUCGUAGCGUGUAUACGCUCCGUAUCGGUGACGCUCAUUGUGUUCCGUCUCACUGAUGGUUAACUCUGUUUUUCUCUCGGACGCCAUAUUCAUCCGAAGAUAAGAGAGUUACACCUUUUGUCUGGUUGUAUGGGUCUGGCGCAAGGAGGUACCACUGUCUCAACAUGUGGAUGGGAUUGUAGUGAAUGAGAUAUAGAUGCCUCGACGGUGGCGAUCCGCUCAGGUAACAAACACCACGUAGGAGAAAGGGAUGUAACGAAACGUCCAGCUACUUCUGUGUGUACCCGGGAGAUUUCGACCUUGAUUCGAUUCUGUCCAUUUUGUACAUUCUUCCCCGCUAGGUGGAGAGGGAAGCGGGCGGCCAUGUGAAAGCAGAGUCGGGUGUUACAACCGGCAAGGAGACUGUGUUUCACUUUGGUUUUUGUGUAGUGAAAACUGUUAAUUGUUUUUGUUUGCUGUCGUUGUUGUUCUGUGAAUGCUUUUAUUUACCCGGCUAGGUCCUGGGAUUGCCGCUUGCUUGUCACGUUGGAAGUUCGAAACGACGAACCUGAAUUUUCAUAUCAAAGCACAACCUUUCACCUUGAUAUCACUGUAGUCAACAAAUAAAUGUCAUCGCAUUGCACAACGCAAGGGCGUCAAUUUUUUCGGGUCGCUCCUCAGUUCGUCUUUCUAGGCUUUAUUUAGCGAGCAAUGUUGGUCCAUUUCGUUUUCAUGUUCGAGUGCCGUGCCGAGUUAGUUCCUGUUGUCGUGCUUUAGCAAUAGUUGGUUGAUGCGUUGCCGUAUUCUAUACCUGGUUUUUGGAGAUCCUUCGACAAUUCUGUGUACGUGGAGAAGAGAGCCUUUUAUGGGCUCGGGCGGCUGACGGGAGUCAUUUCCGCUUGUCGUCCAGUACAAUUAUUGUGCGUAUUCGCUCCUGGAGCUACACGCGUCGCCGUCUUUCUCAUUGCUCGACAGCGCUUUGAGGCGAAGACGAUUUGAGCACACAUAAACUGGCGCAGAGCCUCUUGAUUUGUUCCUAUUCUACCACCUGUCUCCAGCAUUUAGUGUAGCAGAUAAGCUUUGUAUUCCCUCAUAUUCGGGUUACGUACGUCUUCAUCAGUACAGAAAUAGCAAGCAAGCGAAUCUGAGAGAUCGAUGUUAGAUAGGGCAGGCAAGCACAGGCUCACGAGUCAAGGACCCUGAGAUUCGAAUGUUUCCAAAAUGUCCGAGAAGUCGUCGAAUCGGGAAGCGGCAGAAAGAUAAACAUCACGCAUGGUCGCACAUGGCCGCACGCUCGUCGUGUAUGCUACUGGGUGCGGAAGUCGACGAAACUUGGCGAGGGGUCGUGAUUUGUGAUGCCCUCUCGAGGCAUCCUCGAGAUGUCACGAGACGUGCGGCAUAGAUCGAGAUCGUCUUUCGAGAACCAGUCGGGUAAGGAUUGGGAUAUCGCAAUAACAUGGGAACACGCACGCACGCACGCACUGCGAAAAAAGUCGUAGACUAGGAAGCUCUUGUACAGCUUCAGAAUGGCCAGGAAAUACUCGCAAACGGGGCAACGGCUCAUCGCUAAAUUUGUUUCAAUGCAG
Messenger RNA from Ectocarpus sp. CCAP 1310/34, 2529 nucleotides. Lineage: Eukaryota; Phaeophyceae; Ectocarpales; Ectocarpaceae. The record is from the annotation of a GenBank genome assembly.